Sporisorium graminicola is the source of this 633-nucleotide messenger RNA. RefSeq lists its product as uncharacterized. The record is from RefSeq and is a predicted model, not a curated record. Gene Ontology annotation, molecular function: succinate-semialdehyde dehydrogenase (NAD+) activity. The transcript is spliced from 2 exons. The coding region runs from base 1 to 633 and encodes 210 amino acids. NCBI's taxonomy places the organism in Eukaryota, Fungi, Basidiomycota, Ustilaginomycetes, Ustilaginales, Ustilaginaceae.
AUGCUCCGCUCUGCAGACCCUUCCACCUUUCGUUCUGCUCUCUGCCGCUCUUCCGCUCUAUCGACAUCGUUGAGAACAACUCGCCUAGCGCAGACAUACCUACCUCUUCCCGCUCAACCUACGCCGCGCACCGCCCUCCUCACUUCCCGCUCCAUCUACACUACCGCUGCCGCCAAGAUGCCGCACAUGCCUCAAGGAAUCGUCAAGGGCGGCAAGGAAGAGCUCAAGCUCAACAACCAGUCGCUCUGGCAGACAAAGGCCUACAUCAACGGAGAAUGGGUCAGCGCUGACAACAAGUCCACCCUCAAGGUCUUCAACAAGGCCACCGGUGCAGAAAUCGGUCAGGUGCCCGAUCUUGGCGCUAAGGAGACCGCCGCCGCUAUCGCUGCCGCUGACGAGGCCUUCAAGUCGUGGUCCCAGACCACUGCCAAGCACCGCCACGAUCUGCUCAUGAAGCUCUUUUAUGCCCAUCAGCAGAACGCCGAAGACCUGGCCAAGAUCAUUGUCGCCGAAAACGGAAAGGCGUUUGCUGAAGCAAAGGGAGAGCUGGCUUACUCCAACGGCUUCCUCGAGUGUUGCAACCUGUCGGUGUCGCCGGCCUUAUCACGCCGUGGAACUUCCCCGCCGCCAUGA